AUGCCUACGCCUACACUUGCUGCUGUGGCGCCGAUCGUCUCGACCUGCUGUACCCGACCACCUGGACCGGUGGGGACGGGGGGCGUCGUCUGCCUGCUCCGCUUCGUCAUUCGGCAUCCAAGACACUCACACGGCUUUGGCAUCUUCGAGCCUUGCACCUUCAAGCUCUCGCGCCUGGCCCAACAGCACAAUCGCCUGCUGCCGUCUCGCCUGCAACGCACCAGCCUCACCCCGACCGCCUCUCAACCACCCCAGCGGGUGCCCACUCCAAUCGCCAGCCCUGUCGGCGCCACUGGCCUUGCCUGGAGCGGCUACCUAUCGAUGGCAAUACCCCAGCAUGAACCUAUGUACGUCCGGCCCUCGCACCGCCCGCUAAGCACACGACUGUAA
Molecule: messenger RNA, 390 nt
Organism: Exserohilum turcica Et28A
Lineage: Eukaryota; Fungi; Ascomycota; Dothideomycetes; Pleosporales; Pleosporaceae
Exons: 1
Coding region: 1-390 (129 amino acids)
Source: RefSeq, a predicted model, not a curated record